Molecule: messenger RNA, 5651 nt
Organism: Trematomus bernacchii (emerald rockcod)
Lineage: Eukaryota; Metazoa; Chordata; Actinopteri; Perciformes; Nototheniidae
Product: zinc finger protein 292-like
Exons: 12
Coding region: 14-4222 (1402 amino acids)
Biological process (GO): regulation of transcription by RNA polymerase II
Cellular component (GO): nucleus
Molecular function (GO): DNA binding; DNA-binding transcription factor activity, RNA polymerase II-specific
Source: RefSeq, a predicted model, not a curated record
UACAGCAGACAGUAUGGCGGAAUGCGAGAGUGAUUUGGAAACAGAAGGGCUUGAAUUAGCUCUGGACACAUUGUGUGGAAGACACUGCAGCAACCAGUUGUCUCUGAAGAGCAAAGACUAUUGCUCUGAGUUUUGUGAGUUGGUUGAGGAGUACACAGGGCAAUGGCAGGUUCCUCUCCCUCAGCUGAAGGUGCUGCGGACCGCACUCUGCAGCUUCACCAAAGCCACUGCUGCCUUCCCUGAGGACUGUCAGCACGUCCACUAUGUUCUCAGCAGUAUGGCCUUGAGCUUUUUUGAACUGAUGCUGUUUUUCAGCAAAGAAGAAUUUGUGGAAGAGCCUUUAAAAGACAUCCUUGACUGCUUUCAGCAGUGCCACUGUCAGCUCCUGAGGCACAGGAACAGCUACCUUCAGCAUGUAAAGCUCAUCAUCAAAGCCGGAGGCCCGUGGGAAAACCCAGUGCUGCAAGGAAUCCUGAAGGAGGCCCACUUUCCACCAAAACAGGUUGAGGACUACUUAAGCUCAGAGUUGGCAGUAUUCUUUGAGCUGCGGAUUCGCUACCUGCUGGCCUGUGAACGAAUGCAAGAGGCCAUGGCUCUGGCUAAAAGCUGCCUGGAAAAUUUCGAGGCUGGAAAGCAUCUGUACUUCCAUCAGGCCUACCUGACCUGCCUCUACAAGGCCUCACUGCACGAGCACCUUCACAAGGAGAUGGCGGAGAUAGAUGGCCGCGAUGCAGUGGAGAUCAUCUGCAACACAGAGAGCAUGGAGAAAGACGAGCUCCUGUUGUCGCUGUGUAAAGCUUUCCUUACCCAGCAGCUACACAAUGGAGACAUGUACUACAUCUGGGACCUGGUGUUCAUCUGGAGCAGGUUGCAUCUCCGGGCCCAUCCCUCCAGACAUGGCUUUCUGGCUGAGUGCUUGCAGUUAGCUUCUUCCGCUACUAACGUCAGAGCCAUCUUCCCCUUCAUCAAACUGGUCACAACAGAGCUGGGAGUGGAAAGCGUCCAGGUGUGUGUGGAGCUUUGUGCCAGGGCCCUGCGGCUGGCUGACAUGCAGGCUGACAGUGUGACCCGCUCUCUUGCUUGCAAGACCAUCGCCUUCCUGCUGCCUCACGACCUGGAGAUCUGUCGAGCGUGCGCCCUGCUGGUGUUCUGCCAGGAGCGCAGCCUGGAAGCUUACCGAACUGUCUGCCUGCUUUACAAUCAUCCCGACCAGGAGCCGCAUCCCCAAAACAGCCCGGUCCGGACCAGCGUGCGAUUCCAUAUUCUGCAGAUGCUCAAGGCGCGCCUGUGUUUCGACCCCGAGUUUUGGAACCUCCUGACCAUCAGGACUCAUUGCUUGGAGUUGAUAAGUGACAACGUCAUGAAGGCUGCUGUUCUCAGUGAGAUGAAGGAGGAAGAAGAGAAGGAAAACAGGGAAGAAGAGUUCAUAAAUAAGUGUAUAAACCAAUCAUGCAGUCCAGGUUUAAAUCCCUGUCGGUGCACUGAGGCCGCAGAGACUGCUGUUGUGAGCCGAGACCUCCCAGAGGUGCAGGCUGUGGCUGAAGAGACGGAAAAGUGUGUGGCCCCGUCAAAUAAUAAUCUUCUGAAGAGGAGAAAAUGGAGAAAAAAGAUGGGAAGGAAAAGCCGAUCGUUGUCUGACGAUGAACCCGAACGUGUAGAUGAUCCAGAGUUCAAAUACAAUCUCAAACUCACCUCUUUAGGCAAUAAACAGAUGUACUCACUAAGACGCAAUCACAUUAAAACGGAAAAUUCAGCUUCCGUAAAAGUCCCUCUGAAACCCAAGAGAGAGUAUCUUGCUCGGUGUGUGAAGAGCCAAAUUCUGAAAAGGAAGGGUCGGAAGAAGCGAUGGUUGCAGGGUCUCCCGAGGCUGGAGCAGGUGCAGACGGUUAAAAAGACCACGGUCAAAGUUAAGGAGAAGGUCAUAUACAAAGGGAAAAAGCGCGGACGGAAGCCCUUACAGAAAGUGGAACUCUCAUACCCUGAUAAUGAGAUAUCCCGUAGAGAGGAAGAGUCUGGUUUUGAGGAGAUAACUGACACAGAAGACAAAGAGCCGGGCAUGCCUCACCUGGAGAAUGAACUUGAUCAAACGAUCAAACAGGAAGAGAAUCGAUUUGAGCAGAUGGAUGAUCUCCAGAGGGAAAAUGGACUUGAGAAACUUCCAGACUCGGACUGUAAAAGCAUUCUCGAAGAACUAACCCAAAAGGAAUCUCACACACAGCUUUGUCUUUCUGUUGAACCUCAAGCUGCUGCUCCGGCUGUUGAAGCCGAUCCUGAGCUCGAUGGUCCUCCCUUAUACUUAAUAAAUUGUCCAAUAGAAGCGUUACACAGCUACUCUCUAAAAUCCAAAAAGCCUGAUGAGGAGAAACCCCCAGAAUCCUCGGCACCGGACGAGGUUAAUGGCAAUACAGAAGAGGAGCCGAAACCCAAGGAGGAAACGGACACUGAGGUGAAAUCCAAGAGGUCAUGGAAGGACCGAAUGCUGCGUACUCAACAAUAUGCCCACUUGAUGUACCACUGCAACUUUUGCCACAAGGACUAUAAAGGCUUGAAUGUCAUGAGGCAUGCUCUCUCGCACCUUAAGAGUAGGAAACUCAAAUGUAUACUCUGUGAAAAGGCCUUUAAACAACUCCCCUUUGCCAAAAAGCAUGUCAUGGACCACAUUGAUGAAAUGUCCAAACAGAAGAAGCGAUGUACUGAGGACGCUCCUGCUGCUAAUGGUGUAGCAGAUCAUGUGGACAAUCAGCAUCAGGAUAAAAACACAACUUCCAUUUCCAAUGAGGAAACUCCUGAACCCAAACCCGCGGGGAAAUGUAAAGUGUCAAGCCUCCAAAGGGAAGAUCGAAUCAUCAGGAACCUGCGCACCCUCAUCAAAAAGACAGCUGUGCUUCACAAGAAGUGCAAAAAACCUGACUCUAAUAUAUACAGGCAGGUCGACUUCAAGGACGAGCAGGUAGUCAUUCAAGAUGGCCUGGUGAUCGUGAAGGACCCCUCUGUGGUGGGGAGAGAGGGAGAGGAGGAGAAGCCAGCGGGGGAGAAUGGCUUCAGUGUGGACAUCACGUACCACCUGUGUCCCUCAGAGACCUGUGACAGAGUCUUCCUGAGGGUCAGCAGCACACUAACUAAGCACGCCAUCAAAUGCCAUAUCAGCGAAGAGAAGGUGCUGGAGAAGACCUUUGUGUGGGCCAAACACAAGUGCUCCAUAUGCCUCAGGCAGAUCCAGUUUGUGCAGCACUAUAAGGACCACAUGAAGCUCCACGACACCACGCUGCAGCACUUCUGCUACCAUCAGGACUGUGAGCAGCGCUUCCCUUCACAGCAGGAACUAAAGGACCACGUCAUCACCCAUAAGCCCUUCAGACCUCAAUGUCCAUUCUCAGACUGUGAGAAGCUGUUCUCAAGCAUUACAGGGCUCCAGGAGCACGAAUGGAGACACUACAUCCCAGCGCCUCAGAAAGAUGAGCUGGAGAUGGGACCCGGCCGGCAGAUGCAGCAAAGUGCUGAAGCCCCCUGGAAGCAGAGGGUGAAAGUAGAGGAGCUGUGGCUGCAGAGUAAAAAGGGGCAGAGGGAGGAGGCCUCUAAUGUCGAGGGCUCCAGAGAAAUUAAAACUGAAGGUCAGCACUUCCCAGACGGCUAUCAGCCGGAUAACUGCCCAGAGAAAACAGUCAGUCAUGAGCCUAUGUGCAACACUAAAUCCACCAUCAAUGGACAUGAGCAGGAGACGAGGAGGACGGAAGGAAAGACGUCCACUGGUUCUGGUGGAGCCACUCCAAAGAAGAGCCGUCGGAAAAGAGUGCCCGUCGAGGUGGACCCGUUGAACGUCAAAGAACUGGAGGACUUGACCACUUUGUCCGAGGGAGUCCAGCGGGCAAUAGGAGAGCCGCACAUUACCGAGCACAAAACGUUCAAACCAGAAGAGCCCGCAUACACCCCUUCCGUCAAAGCCCCCUUCAUCCGGCCGCCGCCCUCCACCUACCUGGAUGAAGCCCGGCUCUCCAUGCGCAAGAGGAGGGCCCCCGAAGAGGUCGCUCCGAAGAAGAACACCACCUACUGGCACAUUAAGAGAAAUAAGGAGGAGCAGCAGGUGGAGGAGGACGUGCAGAAGGUCAGGCAGCGCUGCGACAAAUGUCUCUCCUCUUUCAGCAGCGUGGAGGAACUCCAGAAACACCAAGCCCUCAACACCUGCUCCGCACUCUUUGGAUUCGACUCAGACGAUGAAAGUUAGUAAUGACUGAAGAGGAGCUGUAACCAUGGUGACCACUCUACUCUGCCACCGGGCUCAGGGCUAGCAUCAAGAUGGAGGAAGACUCUCAUAAUACUACAGUACUCAAAAGAAAGAGGAGAUUUGUGCCAAAAUAGCUAAUUUGGGGAUUUGUAUUUCUCUUCAACUGAUGAAACCUUUUCGAAGCAAUAUUUUGCAUAGUUAAAACUAUAUUUUAACACAUUCUUUUCAAAAUAUCAUAUAAGUAUAUAUAAAAAAAACUAAACCUGUGAUAAUUAUCAUGUUUUCCUCUUCAAACAAAUACUAUGUUGGUUACUGCAUUCGUUUAUUUCACCAACAGAAGGCCAAUAUUUGAAGGGUUGUCUUUGGCUUGUCCCGUUAACACUAUCAGGUGAAUGUCCAUGUCGCUCAUAUACUGGUUAGUGAGCCUGAAAAAAAAGAUUUAAACCACUUGUUCAGGUAGUUUUAAUUUAAAUAUAUUGUUUUACUCUCUUCACUAAGCCUUUAUUUGAUCAAGUGUGCUUUUGAUUUGAAUCCCUUUAAGACAAAAGGUUGCCGAAGUAAUUUACUCCAGGGACAACUAUGAUUUACUUUACACUGUAAUCUAUUUUGAAGGCAAAAAAGCAGGCAUUAAGAAUCUGGCUUUGAAUAUGUUUUCUCUUCCUGACUUGCUGGCAACACUUGAAAUCAUUUCAUUUAAUGGCUUCAGCUCUUGAUUUGAACCUUUCAUUAUGUAUUUACAUACAGUAUGUCAUGAGCAGUAUUUGCAACUCUCUGAACUAUUGCAUCAAACCACAUAAAUGGAUGGAAAGAUGAAAUGUGUUUCUUCAAUGACUGUCUUCCAAUCAUGCACUGGUUUGAGCUUUGGUAAAAAGUGUCACUAAUAAUGACUAACAGUAGAUAUGUGGUGGUUGUACAUCUAUACUGUUAAACAGUAUUUAUUUCUAAAUAAAUCCUCCAAAGUAACUUUUGAAACUAAGAGGUGGAUGUAGGAUUUCCCGGACUGGGUUUUCCUUUGUCAACAAGUCUUCUGAUUAUGGUCUGACAACAGGAGUGACUUGCAUAUUAAAAUGUCUGAAACCCUGUGAUCAUGCCUUUGUAAAGUCACACUAUUAUUCUGUACAAUACGCCACAUAUUUAUAACUUCAUUAGUGCCAAGAACAAAUCUGUUUUGCACUGUCGGUAGAUAUACAAUUUAAAAUCUCUGUUCACUUUGAAUUUAUUUUUUAAUUCAGUUUAACCCCAUGUUAUGUAUAUACUUUUGAGAUACUCAAAUAAGUUUGUAUGUGUAAUCUUUUUUUAUGGGACUGUGCACUUAAACCUGCUUAUUUAUAUGUACAAAUGUUAAUAUAUUAGAUUUGUAAAUGGAAGGACGAUUUCCCAUCUAUUUUUCAUCAAAAAAAAAAAAAAGGGAUUUCAUUUGUUUGAAUAA